Hymenoscyphus albidus is the source of this 2181-nucleotide messenger RNA. The record is from the annotation of a GenBank genome assembly. NCBI's taxonomy places the organism in Eukaryota, Fungi, Ascomycota, Leotiomycetes, Helotiales, Helotiaceae.
AUGGACCAAGCAGAUAUUCCCUCCCUCCUCUCUCGCCUCAAUAGCGAUGAAGACGCCCUCCGAAAAAUGGCAGUUUUCAAGCUCCAGUCCUCGAUCAACGACCCCUCCUUUGCAGACAUGUUCAUCUCCUCGGGCGGUCUAACCAUCCUCCGACGCCUCAUCAUGACGACCGGCGGAAACACGCUCGCAUACUCCCUACAAUCACUCUCACGACUCCUCGAGGUAGAUAUGGGAUGGGAGGUCUUCGAAGCUGCAGGCAGCGGAGAAUUGGUCGAGCGCAUCGUGGAGUUGAUCGUCACGCAUCCUCUGGUCAACAUCUUGCGCGGGGCAAUGAGCAUCUUGGUAGCAAUCGUUUCACACUCCCAGAGCAACCAUGAGGCUAUCAUGAGGACGCCUGGAGCCUUUGGCUUUCGUGCGCUGAAACCUGCUAUUGCCGUAUACCCUCAAUUCUUCGAGAUGGUCGUCAACCAGCUGAAUAGCGCGGAUCAUGCCCUAUGCGCGAAUGCCCUGAUGCUACUGAAUGCUCUCAUGAGGGACGCCAUCACGAGCGAAAGCCAGGGAUCUACGAAGACUGUCCCACCGGUGGAGGAAUGGCCGAAGUUUAUAAAGCGUUUGCAGGAUCUGGGAGUCAUAAAGGCGGUCUAUAUGUUGAUGCAAAGUAGUGCAUUGCAGGAUCUGGCACACCCGUUACUCGAAUUCCAGGCCUUGACGAAACUUUUGCUGAAGAAAUGGAGGGACGUUGUAGUUGAUCUGGAAACGCCAGAACACAGAAGGGCCUUGAAAGGAAUACACCUGGCAAGCGCACCGGAGAAGAAAGACUUAACUGUGAAUGUCAAUGUUUCCAAGGCCGAGGAAUCAGCAGAAGGUAGCUCAAGCAAUGCCAAGAAAGGAAGUAGAAAACACAAUCCAGAGAAAUGGCGGCGAUUGGGAUUUGAGACGGAAAGUCCUGCCUGGGAGUUCGAUCCUACUGGAUUUUUGGGAAUGAUGGAUUUUACAGAUUACGUGAAAAAGGAAGAGGAUUCAUUUCAAAAGUUGCUUCUGGAGCAGUCGACCCGACCUCUCCACGAGAGAUGCCCCAUUGCGACGGCCAGUUUGGCUUGCACCGUUAUAUUAUAUGAGCAUUUUGAAGUCGAGAAAUCUGAUGUCGAAGACGCCAAAAGCUAUCUGGUGCUGGACGGCAUGAAGAAUUACGACAAAAUCUUCCGGCCUCUUCUUUUGCAAUGGUCGAAACUACACGCAGCUAGUUUGCAUGCAUUCUUCAGACUUUGGAAAGCCACGGGUGCAGAGCGAGACGAUUUCAAUAAAGUUGCUGAGCUGGUCCGAAUACUCAUUGAGCAAGUUGUUGGUCAAGCAUCUAGGACGAAAGAUGCACAGGAGGUAGAAGAAGAACUGGAUGAGUUUGAUUACACACGACUACGAGAGCUACAGAUGGAGUUUCUAGAGGCAAAUUUUGAGGAUGAAUGGGGCCAUCAUCUUCACCAAGUUCGAGAUGAGUUGAAGCAGGAAGCAUUGCAAUUUGUCAAGGAGCAACGUAUUCGAUGUCUCUUGGAUGGUGCCUGGUUUCCUCGACAUAGUUCCAAAGCAAAUCCAGAAGAUGGGCAUGCAAAGAAUGUAAAGGCACCAACCGCAUCAUGGAGAUUUGUCAAACUGUCACAUAAUCGACGAUAUUUACAUUACGCAGAUUUCCCCGCACAACGAGAACAGGACCCUUCUCUGGACGAAUUACAAGAGAAGAUCGAUCUUUCUACCAUCAGCUCUGUUGUCUCAAACGUAUCAGCAGCUAACGAUGAAUCCUCAAGCAUAUCCAGCACAUCAACGCUCAAAACACCAUCACAGGCACCGAAACCUGCCACCUCGACGACUAAGAUUACCAUCAACAGCUUCUCUGGCACCCCGGAAGAUAGGGGCAAUGCCAAUGGGGAGCUUACUGAGCGAGCCAUAUUAACUCUCAUGCCACCGACCCAUAGUCUGGCCUCUGAAUGGUUGGAUGGUCUUCUCAUGCUUCUCAAUCAAGCACCCAUCACGGCUGAGACAAAUAAGCUUGUUGGACUUGUGGGCGAUUAUGGUCUCAAGAUUCGAUUGCUGAAUGUGAGACUGGGCGACAAUUUCUCGCAGGAGCCUGGUGCUGGAGUUGUACCUAGUAGGGAGGGCCUCGACGAUGAUUACUUCUAUGAAGUUUGA